GUGGUGAAACAGGAAGCAACAUCCCAUCAGGAAGAACCUGAGGGUGCCAUCCAGUAGCUUCGCUUCACGUCACUGACUGCCCUCAGUCAGAAAUCUUGACUUGCAACUUUAGAGGGUGGGUCUCUGAAGGAAUUUCAGGGCUUACGCAGAGAUGAGGGGUGUUGCUCUCUGAUGAGAACGGAGCUGGCUGGAACUCUGGAAGCCACUCUCUGACUGCACUUCACAAGCAAGGGGCACCUUUUGUGGGCUGACAUUUCAGAAAGGGAUGUUGUAAAACAAAAGGUGACAUUUAUAUAUAUACAUUAUUGGAGUUCCUCAGUAGAAAGCUAUCAUAUACACUCAGAAUGUUUCAGAUGUUUAAAGAAUGGUUCUGGUUGGAAAGAUUCUGGCUUCCUCCAAUGACAAAGUGGUCAGAUCUGGAGGAUCAUGAUGGACUCGUCUUUGUAAAACCUUCUCAUUUAUACAUGACAAUUCCAUAUGCUUUUCUCUUACUGAUUAUCAGACGUGUAUUUGAAAAUUUUGUUGCUUCACCCCUAGCAAAAUCAUUUGGCAUUCAAGAGACAGUUCGAAAGCUUACACCAAAUACUGUCUUGGAGAAUUUUUUCAAACAUUCCACAAGGCAGCCAUUGCAAACUGAUAUUUAUGGACUGGCAAAGAAGUGUAACUUGACAGAGCGUCAGGUGGAAAGAUGGUUUAGGAGUCGGCGGAAUCAAGAGAAGCCUUCCCGCCUGAAGAAAUUCCAGGAAGCUUGCUGGAGAUUUGCAUUUUACUUAAUCAUUACUAUUGCUGGAAUUGCAUUUCUUUAUGAUAAACCUUGGUUAUAUGACGUAGGGGAGGUUUGGAAUGGCUAUCCUAAACAGCCCCUGCUGCCAUCCCAGUACUGGUACUACAUUCUAGAAAUGAGUUUUUAUUGGUCUCUGUUAUUUAGACUUGGCUUUGAUGUCAAAAGGAAGGAUUUUCUAGCUCAUAUCAUCCACCACCUGGCUGCGAUUAGUCUGAUGAGCUUCUCUUGGUGUGCUAAUUAUAUUCGCAGUGGGACCCUUGUGAUGAUUGUACAUGAUGUGGCUGACAUUUGGCUGGAGUCUGCUAAGAUGUUUUCUUAUGCUGGAUGGACACAGACCUGUAACACCCUGUUUUUCAUCUUCUCUGCCAUAUUUUUCAUCAGCCGCUUCAUUGUUUUUCCCUUCUGGAUUUUAUAUUGCACGCUGAUUAUACCUAUGUAUUACCUCGAGCCUUUCUUUUCAUACAUCUUCCUCAACCUACAGCUCAUCGUCUUGCAAGUCCUUCACCUUUACUGGGGUUAUUAUAUCUUGAAGAUGCUCAACAGAUGUAUAUUCAUGAAGAACAUCCAGGAUGUAAGGAGCGAUGAUGAAGACGAAGAGGAAGAGGAGGAGGAAGAGGAAGAGGUUACCAAAAGCAAAGAAAUGGACUGUUUAAAGAAUGGCCUCGGGGCUGAGAGGCACCUCAUUCCCAAUGGUCAGCAUGGCCGUUAGCUGGAAGCCCACGGGACUCCCCAGGCACUGCGUGCUGCAAUGACUGUUGGCAGCCUGGCUUCCAGGCUCCACACAGACCCCAGCUUCUGCCCUUCCCUCUUACCACUGCCUUCCCUCCCACGUAAGAUUUGUUCAACAAGGUGUUGUUAACUUGUGUUAAAGUGUUAAAUAUAAGCGUGCCCAUGGAUUUUUACUGCGGUUAGGACUCAGACUGGUCGAAGCUUUCAAAGAUUUCUCC
This is a messenger RNA of Saimiri boliviensis boliviensis (Bolivian squirrel monkey), 1731 nucleotides long. It is a transcript of the gene CERS3, whose product is annotated as ceramide synthase 3. Gene Ontology annotation, cellular component: membrane. Lineage: Eukaryota; Metazoa; Chordata; Mammalia; Primates; Cebidae. The record is from RefSeq and is a predicted model, not a curated record. Gene Ontology annotation, molecular function: DNA binding; sphingosine N-acyltransferase activity. Gene Ontology annotation, biological process: ceramide biosynthetic process.